Molecule: messenger RNA, 2772 nt
Organism: Bemisia tabaci
Lineage: Eukaryota; Metazoa; Arthropoda; Insecta; Hemiptera; Aleyrodidae
Source: RefSeq, a predicted model, not a curated record
AUGCCCUUUAAGUUCGUCCGGAAGAGGAAACUGAAAAAAAUCGACGUUAAAGUAACGGACGCCAGUAGCAGUCCCAGAUCAAGCCAAUAUAAAAACUCGGUGUGCGAUUACAUGUACAGUUAUUGUUGGUUAAUUUUAACCCUAGCCCACGGGUUGUCUGCCCCGUUUUACGUGCUCCACACCAACCUGCCCCAAAAGUACACCGAUGGACUUUUUAAGUAUAAACUAGACCCUAUACUACAGAAUAAAACUAUCAAGGGGAAUUUCGAUAACGAAACCAAACAGUCUAUCUCUAUGAAAAUAAUUAAUCCGUUAUUGGUCACCUUGAUGAGUCUCGGGUCCAGAUUCAUCAGCUUGUACACGAUUAAUUCGAACCUCACUCGGUUCCUUCUAAAACUGUACCGCGUUGAUGUGUCUCUGUGUUUCAUGACGGAUUUUCGGUACUACAUCAACCACACGAAGCAUCUGAACACAGCCGUUGGACUUGUUUUCUAUUUCAUCAUUUUUGGACUCCCGGUAAACUUCCAGUACAUGCUCAAUGUUGCCGAGAUCAACAAUGAGCUUGGAAUCACUUGGUGCUUAAUUUUGGUGCUGUAUAAUUUGGCAUCCUUCUGUAGCGAUUUGCAAUUCAUUUUCUUCGCCUAUGCACUUCGAGUUCGCUUCGAGUUCAUAAGCCUCAAUUUGGAGAUCUUCAUCCCUCCGAACAGGAUAGAGAUGAGGAACAACCAUCUUUUCCUUGCGCAACCCAACAAGAAACCAGCAAAAGCAGGGGCAUAUUUACGUCAUCCGUUUCUCUCGAAAGAUAUUCGAAAAGUAGACAAUUUGAAAAAGUUUCUUCCUGACUCGCCGAGCGACUGCUUUCUAGAUCAAUAUAGAUUGUGCGAUACAAUCGAGAUAUAUCGAGAGUGUCAUCGUCAGCUCUGUGAGCUCCUAGAAUUUUUAAAUUCGAUGUACCAGUUUCACUUGUUGAUUACUCUUGCCGCCUGCUUCCUGAAAGUCUUAUUCAACAUUUAUUUCACGAUGUUCGGGUAUGUGAUUGGAACGGCGAGCAGCCACAGUUCAAAGGAGGAAGCAGAGUACUUAAGGACAAUUCUGUGGAGCACUUAUUACGUCAUGCGAUUUUUGACUCUCAUCAUUUCUGCCUACCUAACGGUGGAUCGUGCGACCAAAACUAGAAUCGUAGUUUCGACGAUAAACAACAGGUUCUUGGAUCCCGACACAAAAGAGGAGCUUAAAUUAUUCGCUAACCAAAUCAGUAGCCGUAAUAUAGAGUUCACGGCUUGCGGAUUUUUUACUCUGAAUACCCAUCUGAUCACAUCGGCGAUUGCAGCUGGAACGACCUACCUCGUGAUCCUGGUACAAUUUCAUUCAGACAAAGAAUAUAAGCCAACAUAUUUCGCCUCUAGUUGUUCUUCUAUCGGCAAAACGAUGCAAUUCCACUUGAUUCCGACAUCGAUAACGAUGGCAUCUCAAAUUUUCGGAGCCUUUCCACUGGAAACCAGCAGUUGGUCACUCACGUUUCCUGGCCUCACGUGCUCUGUUUUUAUGCUCAUCGGAGGACUCACACAACUCUACUAUUCGGGACCAACGAUCAAGCUCUGCGUCCAAGAUGUCCAAAAAUCAUCCACAGACAUGGUCAACUUAAGCUUCGUCGUUCUCAUGAGUCUGUCAAACAUAGGAUCCAAAUUCUCCGCCGUGUUCCUACUCAAGUCCCACCUCCGGAAAAUCUGCUCCAAAGUACGCACGGUCGACGAAUACUUCGAAAGCGUAUACUCCAUGCGAAACAAUAAAUGGGCAGCACUUGGAGCCACGGUGGUUUUCCUAAUCUAUACUUUCGUCAUAACACCGAUCAACAUCUCGAAGCUGAUCCAGUUUUUCAGAAAGGGAUCGCCGUGGGAUACAAUACUUUUCUACGCGUUUCUAUACUUGCAGAAUAUUUCAGCAGCGUGCACCGAGUUGCAAUACAUAUCGCUGGCGUUCAACCUCCACCAGCGUUUCGGGAAGAUCAACAAGGUUUUGAAGAGGAUUUGGUAUAACGUGAAUACCGACGAGUCGGAAAUCAUGCGAUUGGACCUGAACAGUCCUAGGUGCUAUAGUUCAGCUGCUAGGAAAGCGAGAAAAAUUACUCCUAUGAGUAAGCUUCCGUGUGAUUGCACUACCGUGACGGAUUCGUGUGACGGGUUCGAAGCCUUUGAAGACUCCAGCACCUGUUCUGCUACUCAAAGCCGUCAAAUCGAAACGGAGGAAAUUGAAAAUCUGCGUUUUUGCCAUUUGAGCACGCGAGAGGCUCUGAUGGCGAGCUACAAGCUGUACCGGGUUCAGUUUUUCUUCUCUAUUUCGACGUGUUUCUCUCUCACUGUGCUGGAGCUUUAUUACGGUUUCAUCCUGGGGAAGCACGCCCGCCUGAAGCCGAAAAUCGUCUUCUGGCUCCUCCAGUUUUCCUUGCGUUUCUGCGUCCCGACAAUCGCCUCUCAAGCAACAACCAAUGAGGCAAUUUACGGAAGAACACUCAUCGCAAAAAUUUGUAGUAAAAUGAAAGAUCCUGAUUGCGUAGAGGAGCUCAAACUACUUUCAGAUGACAUCAAAAACUGUAACAUGGAAUUCUCGGUUUUCGGAUUUUUCACCGUCAACUCACGUUUAAUCACAUCCGCUAUUGCUGCAGGAUCAACAUACCUGGUCAUACUAAUUCAAUUUUCACAUAAUUCAACUUCAUAACUGGCCUCAAUCAGUCGAAGAAUAUUGGCGGACUGUCUGGUCGAUUAUUUUUUUUUU